Stegodyphus dumicola is the source of this 780-nucleotide messenger RNA. RefSeq lists its product as uncharacterized. The record is from RefSeq and is a predicted model, not a curated record. Lineage: Eukaryota; Metazoa; Arthropoda; Arachnida; Araneae; Eresidae.
UGUUCUACAUUUAAAAAAAAAUUGUAUGAAAUAGAAAAAAAUGAUAAUAUUAAAAUGGCUCCAACUUUAUCAAGAAAAGUUUUAUUUCCGUCUUCUAUAGAGAAGCAGAAUGUAAGUACUGCUAUUAAACUUUUUGAUGAAAAGACUUUAGCUGCUCUGCAAAUUGAAUCGCAGAAUAAUAGAACUGGGUAUGGAAAAGAUGUCUUAGGAACUAAACAUUUUAUUGAUAUAAUUUUAAAGUGGUGGAAAAUUGUGAAUGUUAAACACUCUAAAAAGGCCUUACAGUUUCGAGAUGUAUUUAUGCAGCCUAUAAGGACACCAGAAGAUAAAAGCUUAGAAUAUUUAUCACAGUUUUGUUCGUGGCUUAUAUCAUGGAACGAUUUUUGCCCAACAACAAAAAACUGUAAGUCACAAAUUGGGAAACUGUCAAAAGAAACCCAAGUUGCUCUUCUCCAUACAACAGCAACAUUGAAUGAACUUUCAAAGUAUUUGUUAAAAGAAUUUAAAUUACCUUUUAUUCUUUUAGGAAAAUUUCAGACAGAUAACCUUGAGGGACGUUUCGGUCAAUUUCGACAAAUGAGUGGCUGUAAUUAUAAUGUAUCCUUACAGCAGAUUAUAGAGUCGGAAAGAAAACUAAAAUUAAUUAGUUUGCUUAAAAUGCAGUCUUCUGAGAAAGGUUCAUUUAUUUUACAACAUUUUUCUUGUAAUGAUAUUGAAGAUUUUAAUGAUUAUCAACUUAUUGAUAAGGAAUUUGUUGAUGUUUUGCAUCAAUCCAAUGAU